Molecule: messenger RNA, 919 nt
Organism: Lates calcarifer (barramundi perch)
Lineage: Eukaryota; Metazoa; Chordata; Actinopteri; Centropomidae
Product: c-Myc-binding protein
Exons: 5
Coding region: 155-469 (104 amino acids)
Biological process (GO): regulation of DNA-templated transcription
Cellular component (GO): nucleus
Molecular function (GO): transcription coactivator activity
Source: RefSeq, a predicted model, not a curated record
GCAACACCCGUUGCUUGAAGGGACGUGAUAAACGAAACUUAACUUCUCCGGCCCGGCACUUAACCUGUUUUUCCAAAUUAACCACUGCGAUACCGAGCGGGACACUUAACAUAGUAUUUAUAAGAGGAAAGUCAACUUUACAGCCUACAUUAUCAUGGCACAUCAUAGAGCUUCAGACACUAAAAGGGAGCACUUUCGGAGAUACUUGGAGAAAGCUGGUGUUGUUGACAGUCUCACCAGUGUACUCGUGGCUUUGUAUGAACAACCUGAAAGGCCCAACAAUGCCUUGGAAUUUGUGAAGCAGCAUCUCGGUGCCGCUGGUCAGACCUCAGCCGACACAGAGGCUCUGCAGCAGGAGGUGAUCGACCUGAGGCAGAGGUGUGCUCGUCUGGCAGAGGAAAACAAAGACCUCAAAACAAGGCUGCAGCGCCAUGAACCUGUAUCAGAAGAUGGAGCCACAGCAGAGUAGACCACGGCAGAGCUUUGGUUUGAUGAAUGUAUUUUUUUGUUGAUAUUACUGGCACUUUGAAUUCCAAGACAAGACGACACUGUUAAGUGAUAGCCAAUAAUUUUUAUAUAGCUGUGCUAAUUUUUUUGUAAGUUUCUACUUUGUUUCUUAAAAUCUAACUUAUUCUGUACAUGUGUGUAAAUAAGUUUUUGUCUAGUUCAGUCUGUCUUUAGUAUAUCUUUACUGAGAAAGUGCCCUUAUUUUUGAGAGGUCUAUGAAAGGGUUCCAUUUGAUUAUACAGCUGAUAAUUUUAUUUUUCUGGCAUUGUAAUAAACAUGCAUUUAUUGUCCAGAUCCAAACAACAUAGUGUGUGAGAAAGACACACUUAUACUUUAUUUUGAAAUGCCUGGUGUAAGAGAACAGUUGUAAGAGAGUUUAAAAAUGUAAAAUAAAGACCAGUAUUGUAACUAA